CUUAAAUAUUAUGUACCCGCUCCAAAACGUAAAUCAUUUCCCAUUCUGAAACGUUGGAUAAAUUAGUACCCGCUCCGAAGAAAAAAGACUCUUUUUACUUUGUGAUGUCGUUUGAAAUUUGUAAAUAAUGGAAUGUCAUUAUAUUGUUAACACCAGUAUCGGGUUGUUUUCAAAGGGAUAAAAGGAACAACUUAAACACAGAAGUUUUGUUUUCGGAUGUACUCGAUAGUCAUGGGUCAUACUACAUAGAAUAGAAAAACACGACCUUUUGAAUGAUGGAUUUGACAUUGAUGAUAUCUUUUGUGACAAUUUCUCUCUUUCCAGGUUAUGGGUUCUCGUGUAAGACUGAUGACGCUUUCGAAUCAGAAUGUAUGACACCCUACAACAAUUAUCUGACGACAAAUUUCUGGACUAAUAUUUGCAGUGACCAAGGAAAACUGGUAUACUCGUGUAUUUUAGCACAGAAUAACUGUCCUACUGAAAAUGCAGUUCAAACAACGUUUCUAGAAAAAUUCAAAGCUCGAUUCGACCCAUACAAAAUGAACAUAGGAUUCGCAUGCGAAUAUCAAAACACCGUCUGUCAGGGUGUCACACUCUGCGUACCGUCAAGUAUAUACGGCUUCCAAGGGGUGACAGUGUAUGAUUUCUACAAAUAUUUCUGCGGACCGGAAGUAUCGUUGUGGACUAUGUUCAAAUGCCUUGCGGAUUUACAGCCAUCUUGUCCUGUUACUGUAGAACAGUUUUCGACGUACCAGUUAAAUACACCCUCGGGUCUUUUAUCAUACUCGUCACUUGCCACCAACACAUUAGCAGAAUGUGCAAAAAUUGGAGAUGAAGAUGUACAAUGUAUUCAGUCAAAAGUUGGUGAUAUUGCUCAGUGCGGCAUCAUUUCGACAAUAAACAUGACGUUUUUGACUAUGAACUGCCAGUAUACUUCUAAGACUAAAGCAUGCGUUUCUGCGAAAUGUGGAGCUAGUGUGGCAACAUUCUACGAUGCAAUGUACACAUUUUUAAAUUGUUUCCUAAACAAUGGAGAAUGGAGCGGUUGGACUGGAUGGUCGACGUGCACGUUAACAUGUGGCCAGGGUAUCACACUACGAACACGUGAUUGCAGCAUUGGACCAAUUUCCGGUGAACAGGUUUGCGAAGGAGAAAGCACGGAAAUUAAAGACUGUACAAUAACAGAGUGUCCAGUUGAUGGUCAGUUUGGAUUUUGGGGAUAUUGGUCAGAGUGUAAUCAAAAUUGUGGCGGAGGGUCUCGAACUCGAACCAGAUCGUGCAACAACCCAACACCAGCCAAUGGUGGAAAGGAUUGCGAGGGAGAUAAAAGCCAAUCGGAGCUUUGUAACGAACAGCAAUGUGCUGGAGACUAUGGACUUUGGAGUGUUUGGAGCACGUGCUCUAAAUCAUGCGGCCAGGGUUCACAAUCUCGGACAAGGACUUGUGAAGGAGGCGGUUCAUGUAGCGGACCCAGUUCAGAAUCGAAAUAUUGCACUGUACAAGAAUGUCCAGGUGAAUAUGGACUUUGGAGUGAAUGGAGCACGUGUUCUACAACAUGCGGCAAGGGCUCACAAUCUCGGACAAGGACUUGUGAAGGAGGCGGUUCAUGUAGCGGAUCCAGCUCAGAAUCAGAAGAUUGUAUUGUACAAGAAUGUCAUGUGGAUGGGGCGUUCAGUGACUGGGAAGUAUGGACAAUCUGUUCUAAGACAUGUGGCGGAGGAAUUCGCACGAGAGCACGGACAUCGUUCAAAUCCUUCUCCGGCUUUUGGCGGGAUAGAAUGUGAUGGAUCAUACAAACAGUCAGAUACGUGUAACGGGCUCACAUGUCCAGGUAAAAGAGAAGUUAGCUGAUUAAACUC
Ruditapes philippinarum (Manila clam) is the source of this 1859-nucleotide messenger RNA. RefSeq names its product A disintegrin and metalloproteinase with thrombospondin motifs adt-1-like. NCBI's taxonomy places the organism in Eukaryota, Metazoa, Mollusca, Bivalvia, Venerida, Veneridae. The transcript has 12 exons. The coding region runs from base 273 to 1784 and encodes 503 amino acids. The record is from RefSeq and is a predicted model, not a curated record.